Messenger RNA from Saccostrea echinata, 2058 nucleotides. RefSeq names its product protein tyrosine phosphatase domain-containing protein 1-like. The record is from RefSeq and is a predicted model, not a curated record. The transcript is spliced from 15 exons. Gene Ontology annotation, biological process: protein dephosphorylation; cilium assembly. The coding region runs from base 114 to 2018 and encodes 634 amino acids. Gene Ontology annotation, molecular function: protein tyrosine phosphatase activity; protein tyrosine/serine/threonine phosphatase activity. NCBI's taxonomy places the organism in Eukaryota, Metazoa, Mollusca, Bivalvia, Ostreida, Ostreidae.
AACAAACAUGGCUACUACUUAAAAUACUAUCCAUCAGAAAAGUCAUUUGAUUAUCAUGGAACGUAAAAUUACAUGAUUUACUAGGCCAGAUUACGGAUAUUCAGAGUGCAGCCAUGAAAAAGUUUAACAAGAACAGCAUGGAACCGGACCCUGAUGAAAUUUUACACCCUGGGCUAGAGUCCCUGGACUGGUCUAAAGAACUUGAGGAAAAGGCUAAAGCUAAACGUCCAUCAGCCAGGUAUACCAAAUUCUCAGAGCACGCCCGAUCCAUGAUCUCAGGGGAGAAACAGUGUGCUCUUUUCUGUGGGGGGAAAAAAUGCAAGUAUUGUAGGUCAGAGAACUGGACGCCAGACCAAAUGCACAUAGAUGGACUUUACUCAAACUGGGUGACAGAUAACAUUCUUGCAAUGGCUAGACCAUCAACAAAACAAAUUAAAGAACACAAUAUCAUACAGCAGUUUAAAAAAAAUGACAUCAAGAGUGUGUUGAACCUCCAAAAGGCAGGGGAACACGCAGACUGUGGGGAGGGGCUGGAGAAGGCAGGGUUCUCCUAUGACCCCCAGCUAUUUAUGGACAAUGGCAUUUUCUUUUACAAUUUUGGAUGGCCAGACUAUGGGGUUGCUGCUCUCAGCACUAUACUGGACAUGGUCAAGGUCAUACAGUUUGGGGUGUCCGAGGGAAAAGUAGCUGUCCACUGCCACGCUGGUUUAGGACGGACUGGUGUUAUUAUUGCCUGUUAUUUGGUAUACACAAACAGAAUGAGUGGCUCAGAAGCUAUCCAUUAUGUUAGAGUUCGAAGAAAAGGAGCCAUCCAGACUCGAGGCCAGAUGCAAUGUGUACAGGAGUUUGAGCAGUACUUGAAACCAUUUCGAGUGGUCUUUGCUUCUAGAUCUCCAGGUUCCCACGAGUUUACUCUCAUGCAGUACUUAAAUCGCCAAAGGCACAUGCUUCAUGGAUAUGAAGGGAGGAAACUUAAACAUGUACCAAAGGUCAUAUAUGUUGUGUGUGAAAAACUUCUUCAGUUGGCUAAUUUGGGACAGUCCCUUAGUAAAUUUGGCUCGAGUCGACGGACCACACAGGGCAGUAUGAUAUCCAUGCAAAGUGAAGACUCAAAAACAGAACAAAGUAAGCGGAGUGGGUCAGAUGUUUCUAUCAAAGCUUCAGUGCAGAAUGGCAAGGACUCCUCACAAAUUGCUAAAAGGGAGGACAUGCCUAGGGUGGACUCCAAAAAGUCUCUGCAAUCCCUGACAUCUUCAAAACCACCACUAUUAAAACAUGGUAGUAUAAGUAUGGAGGAUCUUAGUGAUGAAAACUUAAAAACUGUUCUUAAAGUCGGGAAAAAUAAUGACUCAGACAGUAAUUCAUCACGUGAGCCAUCCUUUACCUCGAGACAGAACAGUGAGAUAGCUGAGACAUCUUCCACAGAUGAAUUACUGAGUUGCACCAAUGUGGUUUUGUCUGUUAAGGAGGUGGUAGAUGCUUUAGGGACAUCAGAAAUCUCAGAAGAACAGUUCAACCUGGCAGAGAAUUUAGAGACAAAGUUAAAUGAGAGUGAGGAUGCUUGGCAUGACUUGGUCCUGGAAAAUGACCCUGUUGUUCUGGCUCAGGUCAUGUGGGAUUGGCUGGAUCAUCUUAAGGUGCCUGCUCUAAGAGCCCAGGAUCUGAAUUUGAUCUCUCAGUUCUCAGAUGACCCAGACACUGGAUUACAGAAGUUAGAAAAAGGCACAAGAUAUACUUUGGAGUAUCUCAUCAAGGUAAUUGGAAAACUGAAACCAAUGGACAAGCUUACAGAAAACAAUGUCAUGGAGAAGCUUCUGUCAUACAUGACACAUCAGUGGGUGACAUUAUCCGACUCCUCCACAGCUGGUAGUAUGGAUAGCUGGUCAAUGUCCACACGAAACAGUGACAGCGUUGAUGAAGACCAUCACUGGGGGACCAUGAAAUAUGGCAUGUCUGCAAAACUUCAUGCCUUUGUCAGGAAUAUCCAGCAAAGUCUUGCCAAGGAUGUAAAGAGCUGAUCAUGACCAACAUUUUUACUUAUUUUCACUAAUCAAGUCA